This is a messenger RNA of Malassezia sympodialis ATCC 42132, 1779 nucleotides long. RefSeq names its product CDP-diacylglycerol--glycerol-3-phosphate 3-phosphatidyltransferase (gene PGS1). Gene Ontology annotation, molecular function: CDP-diacylglycerol-glycerol-3-phosphate 3-phosphatidyltransferase activity. Gene Ontology annotation, biological process: cardiolipin biosynthetic process. The record is from RefSeq and is a predicted model, not a curated record. Gene Ontology annotation, cellular component: mitochondrion. NCBI's taxonomy places the organism in Eukaryota, Fungi, Basidiomycota, Malasseziomycetes, Malasseziales, Malasseziaceae.
AUGACGCGGUCGUCUGGGCCUUCGGGGCUUGAGACGCAAUCUGGUAAGAGCCUGGGGCAUGACUCGUUUGCCUACGAGGAUGAGCCCAACAAGCUGGCACAUUUUGUUUCGCAGGAACUUGAUCUGCCGAUGUUCAAGGCAUCUUCCGCUUCGAUCCAUCGUAUCGAAACACCCCGGCAAUUCUACGGUUUGCUCAAGAAAAAAAUUAGCGAAGCCAAACGACGGAUUUUCCUGGCUACGCUCUACGUGGGAAAAGAGGAAAGGGAACUCGCCUAUUUCCUUUGCAGGGCACUAGCUCGCAAUCCGGCGCUGCAACUGACUCUUCUUAUGGAUGCUAUGCGCUCGACACGGGAGAGUCCGAAGAACAUUUCGAGUGCCUCCCUCCUAUCGCAUCUUGCGUCGAUGUUUCCUGAUCAAGUGGACAUUCGCCUGUAUUCUACGCCGCUGUUACGGCCUGGAAGUUUCAAAUCGCGUUUACUGGGUAAGCGGUUCAACGAAGGAUUUGGAUUGCAACACAUGAAGAUCUAUGGCUUUGAUGAUGACAUCAUUAUGAGUGGGGCCAAUCUUUCCCGUGACUACUUUACGCGUCGGAAGGACAGAUACAUCCUGAUUCGCCAGCAUGCACCAUUAGCCGACUACCUCCAUUCGCUUAUCCUUCUCAUUUCUCGUUUUAGCUAUGCUGUGCACUUUUCUGGCGAUACCAACGUGCUUACCCAUUGCAAGAAAAAUAUUGAAAACCUUGACGACUUUUCGUCAGAGUUGACACAGGUGUACAAAAGCCCAUUUCGCCUAACGUGGGACGGGGGCCGAGACUUGCUCUUGGCAGAGGAUGCUGAUGGCACAAUUGUGCCAUCGGGACUCUUUCCACCCAGUCAGCAGUACCCGUUGCGCAACUGGGCGUCACAGGCACACAAAGAUCUGCUGGAUUUCACUGAAAGAUGGCGGCAACGGUGCCGAAAAAUUCAGCAACACCAUUAUGAGAAGGCGGACACUUGUAUUGUUCCAUUACUUCAGAUGGGCCAGUUGAACAUUUCCCAAGAAACGGCAAUGAUACCCUAUCUCACCAAAUUUAUCGAGGCGUUGCGGUUGCGCCCUUCCAAGUCCCUACAGACAGUCGCACGGCCUUUCACGACUGUGGAUAUUACGUCAGGCUACUUUACGCUCUCCAGCAUCUACCGCUCCCUCGUACUCUCAGAUCAACUUCAUCAAGCGCCUGCUGAUCCUGCUCGUGUACCUGUUGCAUUCCGCUUGGUGGCAGCGUCCCCGGAAGCGAACGGGUUCUUUGGGAGUCGUGGUAUUACCAAUCGGAUCCCCGCCGCCUAUACUUACAUGGAGGCCCAGUUUUGGAACGAAGUGGUGAAAAAGUCGCUGAACCGUCCUGUGGAUCCGACACAUCCUUCCAUGCAAGAUGUCCAAGACCCUGUUUCCACGGGGCCGAUUUCUGCGGUGGAGCUGCGCGAAUGGCGCAAGUACGGUUGGACGUAUCACUCCAAGGGCCUCUGGAUAUCCCCCCCGAGCCGUCGUAACGACCAAUGUCUCCCCUCAUCGACUCUCAUCGGCUCAUCCAAUUACGGAGCCCGUUCGGAAAAGUUUGAUUUGGAAUGCUCGCUCCUCAUUACGACACAUGCUCCAUCACUCCGUCAAAUAUUUGCUACGGAAGUCACGGAUAUGCGCGAAGAUGCACGCGAUCUCAUGAACGAAGAGGCCUUCCAGGCUAAGGACCGCAAGGUGGAUAUAGUCACGCGCUGCCUGACCCACCUGGUCAAAUACAUGAUGUAG